AUGAUGUGGAAGGGAAGUGACGCACAUGUGUCCCCCUAUCAGUUAGUCUUUAGCCGCUCAAGCCCUUACUCACGGUUCCGCCUAUCUAUACUUCCAACCUGUUUGUGGGCUUGACUAGGUGGCAAGUUUUCUCUUUCUUCUAUCUUUUAAUUUUAUUUCUCUUUAUUUAUCUCAAAAAUAAGAUUAUUAAAAUUAUAUAAAUUCACAUAAGCUUUCAUAAUUAGCCAAAUUAAUCAAUUAAAAACUAUUUUUUAUAAUUUGACAUAAAUAUAAGUCUAUUUAUCAAGAGUUUAGAUUAAAACUAUAUUAUUAAUUAAUUAUUAACUCAUGAUAAUGAAAACUUAUCAAUAUCUUCAUUAAAGUAUAUAUUUUUUGAUUAACAUCAAACUUAUCCAAUGAUUAUAUCAUCGUAUUUGUCUAAGGAUCAAGAGAAUAGAUUACUUGAUGUACUUAGGACAUAGAGAGAGGUGAUUGGUUGGUCUCUAGCAAAUAUUUGAGGACUUGAUCUAUUUGUGUGUAUGCACAUAUUUUAUCAUGAGGAGAACUAUCAUUUCCUUACUAGCUUUUGUUUAGGACAUAUUUUAUUGGUCGAGUGCUUUAGUUAGAGAACCAUUCAAGGGCAAUAGUGUAGUAGAUGGGGCAUAAAAACCAGAAUUUUCUUCCCUUUUCCCUUCUCUCACAUGCAUUAAAGACUUUUGCAUGCAUUAGAGAUAAUGCAUCAUUCAAGUAGGGGGGAGAACAAAAAAAUUCAAAAAUGUUCUGAAUAUUUUAAAACUUUUGCUGCAUUGAUUAUUUGCACAAACACGUAUGAUUAAACGAACAAAGCCUAAUGCUCCUUUAAAAGGGUAAGUCAAUUAGAAACGUUUACCUUCUCUAGAUUAGGGGUGUGGAUCUCAUGAAAAAAAGAUAGGUGAAUUCUUUACCAUGAUCAUUAUUCUUUGAAGUAUGAAGGAGUUUUAGGUUGUAUUCAUGGGUAUGUGGUGCGACAAUAAAUGGCUAAUGAUAGUAUAUUGUGGAUGAAAACGAUUGAACUAGAUCAUCUUAGUCUAGUUAUUAUGUUGUGGUUGAUAAGUCUUCAUUAUCUGUAUUUACCUUAUAUUUAUCAAUAUUUAGUGCAUAAAAUUAACAGAAAUAAUACAUGUUACAUUUAAUUCGUAUGCAUUCAGAUCAUUCAUACAUAAACAUGUAUUUUAAUAUUUUUAAAAUUAUUUUAAGAUAAUUAAUUUAAAUAAUUAUGCAUGAAAUAUUUUUAUGAGUUUUAGGAUUUUCUAAAUUUUAUCCUGGAUUUUUUGAAAUUUUCUAGAAUUUCUCAUAAUUUCUAAGAGGUUUUGAUAUAAAGGUCUAAAAUAAAAGAAAAUCAGAAUGAGUUGGGCUGGGCCGAGCCAAGUGACCCAAUGGGCCGGAAUAUUCAGAGGCUAAAAGUUAAACCAUCAACAGGUCGACAGUGGAAGCAGAACCGACGAGUUGGCAUGACACUUAAGCAGAUGUGGGACACGUGGCCCACACGGGUUCGACGACAUUUCAACGGACAUCGUGAACAGAAAUUGGCACAAUUUACGUCAGACCUCAAAGAGAAAUGUAAUUGGAGAUCCGUACCUAAUGGCAGAACGUGAAAGAAGAGCGGGUGAUAGAGUAAGGCUGUCAUUGAUCUCUCUUUCUUUCGCGCCUUUUCUCGCUCCCUUUGUCUGUCUGCUCUCUCUCACUCUAUCUUGCUCUCGCUUUCUUUCUGUGGAUGCGUCCUCGCUCUACGAAGCACGGCGGAGUUCGGACAGCCUGCCGCCUUCUCCUCUCCUCUCCGUCGAGUUCUUCUGGAACCCUUUCUCGUGCGCGAAUCCGGAGGAAGAGUGGGAGGCCGCAUCCGGCGGAGGAGUCCACCGCCGAAGACGCCGAGGUCACGGUCGGCGCCGCCUCACGGAGAGGUCGUACGUUCCCAGGCUUCUGCUUCCCUGAAAGGCCGCUCCGGGUAUGUUCUAGUGCCGUCUUUCGACGAAUUCUCGCCUUUCGUUGAUUCGGGGGUUAUGUUCUAGUGCCGUCUUUCGAUGGGUUCGUGAUUUUCUGUGUCGGGGGCAUCUUCUUGUGGACUCUUUGGAUGGGAUCUUUAUUUUCUUUGAUUUGGACUUUCGGUUGCCUGCGGUGGUGCGGGUGGUGCGAGAUUGCUGAAGAAAGCUCUGGCUUUCCUCCUUCCUCUUAUUUAUUUACCUUCUUCCGAUUUGUUUUGCCGCUUCGUUGCUGAUUCGAUUUGAUGUUUGGUCUGGGUAGGGGGAUCUAUCUUCUUCUUUAGACUUCCAUCCGAUUGCUCUUUGGGGACGGAUGAGUGUUACCGUCUGGAGGAGAAAAGAUUAUUUCAGCAAGGUUUAUCGAUUGACGGUGACGGGUGAGCGUGUUGAAUCAAGGGGCACAUUCGAUUUUCGGAUCGCUGAGCGAUCGACCAGUUUCUGGAGAAGAACCCGGUGAUUUCCGGCAGGAAACAACACCCUCCGUACCUGCAGCUCUCCCGAGCGUUAUUCCCCACCCAGAAAAACCAUCAGAACUUGGUGGCGGGCUGUCCUGUUGAGAAAGCAGCUGGAAUCGAGGGAGGAAGUGUGGACGAGGUUGUCGGGCUACAGGAGGAAGCGAGGAUGUCUCCCAUCCCGGAUCGGGUACAUGCUUCGACGUCCCUCAUUCCUUUCCUUGACGGCGACUGUAGAGAGCUUUCUCUCUCCAUCCCAAAGCACAUCACAUCUUGACAAUAGGAAUGUCCUAUCCAAAAUCGACAGGUGCAGGUCGGAAAUUCUCCAUUAUACAAGGUAGAGAGAAUGUUGGGUGCAGGAGGUUUUGGGCUGGUCUACAUUGGACGAAGGGUGGCUGGUGGAUCUCAGGGCAAUGGGCCCAAUGCCUUUAAGGUUUAGUUUCAACCUCCCAUCACUCCUGCCAAGGGAAUCUUUAAAUACUGCUGUUUUAUGUUGUCUCUUUCAUUUUCCUGCGGUGGGUGUAGGUAGCACUGAAGUUUGAGCAUAGAAAUAGCACGGGUUGCAGAUUUGGCCCCCCAUAUGAAUGGCAAGUUUAUGAGUAAGAAGACACCCCCUACUGCUCUAAUUUAUUACGUAUUGUGUCGAUCUAAAACUACGUUCUUCAUCUGACUUUGUGAAUAUGGUUUUAGCCAUCUCAAGGGAUGCUAUGGAUUGCCUAGGGUGCACUACAAGGGCCGCCAAGGAGAUUAUUUCGUCAUGGUUGGCGUAGAGUCUUUCAUUUUAUUGUUUCCUCGAAUGAUGUUUUUUAUUGAAAGCUAAUUAUGAUAUUGUUGAUGAUGAUUGCUGCAGAUCAUGGACAUCCUUGGACCAAGUCUCCUGGAUGUGUUCAUAUCCAUUGGGCAAGUGUAAGAAAAUAAUCUUGACUUCAUAUUCAAAGUCAAUAUUCUGUUGAGAAUUGUGCUAUUGAGUUUGACUAACUCCUUGGACAGAAUGCCACCAAAUAUGGUGGCUUGUAUUGCUGUGGAGGCAAUAUCCAUCCUUGAGAAGCUACACCAAAAAGGGUACGUAUGGCUUUGUGGCAGUGUGAUAUUUUUUCAAUUAAAUUUUUGCAAAGGUCACAGUAAUCAAUUCAUUGCUCCCUUGUGCACUCCCCUCCCUCCCUCCACCCACACAAAAAAAAAAACAUGCCAGGUUUGUGCAUGGAGACGUCAAGCCAGAGAAUUUAUUGUUGGGUAAACCCGGAAGCUCAGGGGAGAAGAAGCUUUUUCUCAUCGACUUUGGGCUGGGUAUGUUGCUGCAUUCCAAUCACUUCUUGUUUUCACCUUUCGCACCUAUUGAUUUUAGAGUAGGGUUUGUUUUUCCAAGUAUAUAAACAAAUUCGUCUUGACUGAGAAGUCCCUGUCUGUAUCAACAUCAGUGAUAUUUUUGUGCUUUGUUCAGAGCCUGUACAAAUGCUAAUUGGUGUCAUUAAUAUUUUAAUCAGCUUCAAUGUGGAGGGACAGUUUGUCAGGCCAGCAUGUCAGCUUAUGCCAACAGCCAGAUAAUUUCAGGUUUUUUGGGAAACGAUAUUCUAUUUUUUCCCUAAAUUCUUAGCUAAGAGGAGGAUUCAUAAAAUCUUACCCCUACCUUACUAUCUAUCUCAUGUUCCCUAGGGGCACAACACGAUAUGCAAGCGUCCAUGCACAUUUAGGCCUCACAGCGAGUAGAAGAGAUGAUCUUGAGUCAUUGGCCUACACUCUGAUUUUUUUGAUUAAAGGAAGGCUGCCGUGGGAAGGCUAUCAGGUUUGCUUUCACCUCUACUUGUACAUGUUCUCCCAUCUCUUUGAUUGAUCACUUGCUGAUUCUUAUGCCAACUAUGUAGGGGAAUGACAAGAGGUUUCUAGUCUUCAUGAACAAGACUGUAACCUCCCCCGAGACGCUGUGUGGUGGCUGUCCCCCUCCUUUUGCACAAUUCCUUGAAGCAGUGAAGAAGAUACAAUUUGUUGAGCAGCCCACCUACUCGAAGCUCAUUUCUCUUUUUGGAAGCUUGAUAUGCCCCCCCUGCACCCUGUUAAAGACCAUUCGGAUUGAUGCAAUUUUGAAGGUGGUUGCAAACAUGACAUCACUGAAAUUACCUCACAUAUUUUUAUUUUAUGUCAGAUGGUUUUAUCUCUUUUUCAUGGCUCUAUCAUCUGUUGUUAAAUAGGCUGACCAUGUUUCCAACAGGUUCACCAAAAACGUGGAAGAUUGCAGGUAAAUAAUGAAGAAGAUGAGUGUCAUAGAAAGAAACGGAUAAAAUGUUUGAUUGAUGACAGACCAUGACCAUGUACAUGUAAGAAUAUAAAUAAAAUCUGUAAAGUGCCAAUUGAGAAAACAUAAAUCUCAUGACUAAAUUAUUUAUUAUUAUUGUUAUUAUUUAUUCAUAAAGAAAACGAUAGUUUAAAAGCCUCAUAUUAAGGGCAUGAAUAUAAUACUUUUUUAAUGUAAUCAUAGCUAUUGAUAAAGGUGUGUAAUUAAUAUUUAUGCAAAAACAGAAACUAUAUCAAUCAAUGAUAAUAAUACAAGACAAUCAUUUAGAGGGCGUGAGUAUAAGUAGAUAUUUAUAUCAUAGUUACUCUUGCUAGGAAUAUGUAUCAUUUAUUGCCAACAUUUAAACUUUAGAAAUGUUUUGUACCUACUAUCUAUUCACCUUGGAAAUGGCACCACUUUGGACGUAACCUAUUGAGUACAGGAAUAUAAUAUGUUUAAGUACGUUCACACUUACAAAUUAUCAGAAAUAAUUAUUAGACCGAUAAAUGUAAAUUUUAUGCAUAAAUAAUGAAUAUUACUUUUUUAUAAGAAAGCUGGCACAUAAAAAUACAGUAUUAAAGGGAAGAAAUCUAAUAUUAUUUCAUACAAUCAUAAUGAUUAGUUGCAAUGAAUAAUUACUAUAGUUUACCAAAAUGAAAAUUUUAUCAGUAAAUAAAUGAACACUACAAGUAUUGGAUUAAAUGGCACGAAUUUGAUAGUUUAGGUUAUAUUUAUAAUUACUAAUCACUAUGAUUAAAUAUUAUUUAUUAGAAUAUGUAAAGUUAUGAAGAAAUAAGAAUUAUGUAUUGGAAGCUUAUGUGUCCACCAAAGGACACACAUCCACCCCAUAAUGUGUUUAGAACCACAUGUAGUCCAAAACUAAAAGUAAUGUAAUGUCGUAAUUGGUUCCCAUCAUAGUAUAAGUAUGAUUUCUUUAGUGAUGAUCUAAAAAUUAAGAAGCAUCUAGAUUCAUAGAAGAUUGGGUAGAUAAAGAGGAGUUUGAAAUAAAAGUCACAUAGCUAUGCUUUGUAAUGUUUUCAAUUUGAAAAGCAUAUCUUGACAAAGUUAAAUCUUAUAUGAUUCACAUGGGUGAAUGUCAUCGUAUAUACUUUUUAUACAUUGCACCCUCUAGAUGUUUUCCUAAACUUGAAGCAAAAUGUACCCAUCGUCAAAUCUUGAUUCAUUCCAUUGAUGAGUGGAAAAUAAAUUUCUUGUCUAAAGUAGGACUUUUAGUAUAAGUAGGAAAGUUAAUGUAUUAACAAGUGUGCCGACCAUCACAUUUAUGAGGAUGAUGAAUUAAUCAUGGAAACUAUUUAUUGAAAAAAAUUAUUAUCUAUUUUGACUGUAGUCUAAUGUAAAAUUUUAAUUAAGAGUUACAUAAUUCUAUAUGCGACCCCUAUUAAAUGUUUUUGAGCCAAAUCUAUAUUGUAUAUAAAUUUGUAUAUAGUUUUACACAUAUAAAAUGAGAUUUUUGCCUUUUUAAGAAUACAUGUACAAUAUUUUCAAGUAAAUUGAUAAUAUUUUCAAGUACAAUAUUUUUACCUUUAUUAUUUUUUAAUAUAAUGUCUUUUUUUGUCAUAAUAGGAAACCACUGAUAAGUUUUCAUUAUCAUGACUUAUUAAUUAGUAAAUAAUAUAUUUUUAACCUUAACUCAUGAUAAAUAGACUUAUAUUUCUAUUAAAUUAUGAAAAAUAGUUUUCAAUUGAUUAAUGUGAUUUUUUUAGCUAAUUAGAUAAGUUUUUUAUGUAUUUAUAUGAUUUUUAUAAUCCUAUUUUUUGAGAUAAAUCAAGAAAAAGAAAUUAAAAUAAAAAUAUAGCAAAAAGAGGGGACCUAUCAGCCAACUAGGCCUGCAAGUAGAUCAGAAGGGUAGUCAGGGGGAGCCGUGAGCAAGGGCUUGGGUGACUAGGACCAAUGGAGCCAUGUGUGCGCCACUCCCUUUCCACGUCACCGGUGGCCAGCCAAGACUGAGGCAAAGAGUGGUUGUACAUGUGAGAGAAAUAUACUCAUUACUUGUUGACGUGACUCAAUCAUUGUAUAUUAAAUCACGCAAAUCUAAAAUUUAUAAAACUAGAAAAUAUGAACUUUUAGAUAUUUAGAAGUAUUUCUAAAUAAAUAUAUCAAUUAUAAUUCAAUAAAACUUUCAUAAAUAGCAAUAAUUUUACAGGUCAGGCACAGAGAUAUAAUAUAAUAUCUGGUAUGUAUUCAUAAUUUUUCUCAAUGAAUAUGAUUUUCUAUAAAUUUUAUACUAAGAAAUAAAAAGAAAAUAUAUUUAAAAUUCACAAAAAAGGAAAUAAGGGUGCGGAUGUCAAGAUGACAUCAGCGCCCUGCGAAUGCGAAUCGGGCAGAAAUAGAAUUCCGCCCAAAAAUUCUUAUGUAAGUGAUUAUAGAUGAUUUAAUUAAUCAAAUUAAGAUCUGUAAAAGCCAAAAGAAUCAUAAUAGAAUGAAGUAUAUUUUGGUAAAUUAAAAUAGCAAAAAUUAUCACUAAUUUUUAAUGAAGCGUAAAGUAAGUUGAAAGUAAGAAAACAAAGUUCCGACGUCACGACAACGAUGCAUCGACGAUACACUGGAAUCUUGAGCAUUGGGGAGGAUCGUCGUGUAAUGUCCACACCCUCGAAAGCUCUCCUUGGACAAAGACAAUGUGGGCAAUCUCUAAAUCUCCUUGUGAAGUCUAGAGAUCAAUGAAGUAGGUUGUCGAAUCGUCUCCGACAGGUGUCACCCGGUGAAGUAGAAAAAUAACAACUUUGUGGCUCUCUAGUGACUAUCACUCGACAGAGAGGAGCUAGAUGGAGGUGGGGCACAUGUCAGGGAGCUUCAUCCUCAGGUCUGCAUAGCAAGAGGAGGCUUUUCAUCGCAUCUGGUAUGCUCUCAAGAAGUGGCCACUCGUCUCCCAACAGAUCGUCCUCUUCCCAACGACGGCUUGUUCGUUAAUCAAUCAGAGAUACUUUACUUGAUAGAUUUGCAAUCUUUUUAUCGUGAAUCGUUCAAUAGUUUUGGUAACAAUACUCCGCAAAUGUUGAUGAGAUUUUCACUAAUGAUCUAGCGAUUCUGGUUGCUGAAUCCUUCACCAGCGAUCUACAAGAAAGUCGUGAUAAUCAGAUUAAAAAAAUACGAGUUUUGGCUCUAGGAGGAUUCGAACCCGCGCUGGUUGCCCGCCCCCCUUCUGAGGAAGGUGUGACACGGGUUUAGUCCCACAUCGAUUGUGCACUGAAUUUUCGGGCGAAUAUAUAGUAAUGUUAGAUUUCUAAGCAAAGUCUCUUCUCUCACAUGUACGACCACUCCUUACCCCAUAGCCGAUUGGCCACCGGUGAUGUGGAAGGGGAGUGGCACACACGUGCCCCUAUCUAUCCAAGCCGCUCAAGCCCUUGCUUGCGACUACUCCCCGACUAUGCUUCCGACCCGCUUGCAGGCCCAGUUGGCUGGUAGAUCCCCCUCAUUUUGUCUUAUUUUUAUUUAUUUAUUUAUUUUUCAUCAUUUAUCUCAAAAGUAAGAUUGUAAAAAUCAUAUAAUUUCAUGUAAAAUCACAUAAUUACCUAAAAAUUCACAUUAAUUAACUGAAAACCACUUUUCAUAAUUUAACGCAAAUAUAAGUCUAUUUAUUAUGAGUUAAGGUUAAAACUAUAUUAUUUACUAAUUAUUAACUCAUGAUAGUGAAGACUUAUCACUUGUAAAUGUGAUAUUACUAUAUAUUCGCCUAAAACUUUGGCACACAAGCAAUGUGGGACUAAACCCACAUCACACCUUCCCUUGAAAGACUUUGAAGGUUUUAAGACCUAAAUUACUCCUUAGUUAUAAUAGAGAUAUACUAUGACGAUGUCACUUGAUAAGGGUAUUAGAGUAUUUAUUUUAAUCUCUCUCAUGUAGGCGGGCAAUCAGCACGGGUUCGAAUCUUCCUAAAGCCCAAUGAAAGAUUAUCUCGACUUUCUUAUAGAUCACUAGUGAAGGAUUAAGCCACUAAAAUUAUUAGAUCAUUGGUAAAAAAAAUUCAACGCAAUUCGCAAAGCAUUGUUACUAAAAUUGCUAAAAAACAAUUCACGAUAAAAGGAUCAUGAAUCCAUCGAGUAAAUCAUCUUCGAUUGAUCGAUGAACAAGUUGUCAUCGAGAAGAGGACAAUCUAUCAAGAGACGAGUUGCCACCUCCUGUGAGCAUACUAGAUGCGAUGAAGUGCCUCCUCUUGCUACAUAGACAUGAGGAGGAAGCUCUUUAACACACGCCCCACCUCCAUCUAACUCUUCUACGUCGGGUGACAACUGCUAGAGAGUCACAAAGUCAUCAUUUUUUCAUUUCACUGAGUGACAGCUGUCGGAGAUAAUUUGACGACCUAUUUUAUUGAUCUUUAGAUUUCACAAGGAUAUCUAGAGAUUGCCCACGUCGUCCUUGUCGAAAAAGAGCCUUUGAGGCCGUAGACACUACACAACAAUCUUCUUGACUGCUCAAACUUCUCGUACAUCAUCGACACAUUGUUGCCGUGAUGUUAGAACUUUAUUUUUCUACUUUCAACUUAAUUUCUAAUUCAUUUAGUGACAAUUUGUGUGAUUUAAAUUUACUAAACUAUAUUUGAUUCAAUUACGAUUCUUCCACCUUUUACAGAUCUUAAUUUGAUCAAUUAGAUCGUCUGUAAUUGCUUACACAAAAUUUGCUAGACAAAACUCUAUUUCUAUUUGAUUCACAUUCGUCAGGCGCUGACAUCAUCCUAACAUCCAUACCCUUAUUUUCUUUUUUCACAAAUUUAAGUAUAUUUUAUUUUCAUUUCUCAUAAAAAAAUUAUAUUCUUUGAGAAAAAUAUUAAAAAGUUACCCAAUAUUAUAUUACAUCUCUAUGAUCGACUUGGAAAAUUACCACUAAUUUUGUAAAUUUGAUUGAAUUAUAAUUGAUAUAUUUGUUUAGAAAUACUUCUAAAUAUCUAAAAAUUAAUAUUUUCUAGUUUUAUAAUUUUUAAAUUUACGUGAUUUUUAUUUUUUAUUUUUUAUUUUUUAAAAUUUACGUGAUUUACAAUACAACAACUAAGUCAUGUCAAAAGGUUUGUCAACUUCCUAUGGAGAUCGAACAUAGCCUAUUAGGUUAUAAAGAAUCUUAAUCUCUCUUUAGACGCCAUAGGUAAGCACCAUAUGUUGCAGUUGCAAGAGCUUCAAGAACUACCCAAUGAGAUGUACGAGAAUUCUGUGAUUUACAAAGCAAAAAUGAUGGCUUUUUAUCACAAGAAGGUUAGCAAAAAGAGUUUUCAUGAGCAUCAAAAAGUUUGGCUUUACAAUUCUAGAUUGAAACUAUUCCUCGAGAAAUUAAAAUCUAGAUGGGAUGGACCAUACCUUGUGAUUAAAGUUUUUGACUGUGGUGCAGUAUUAAUUACAGAUCUGAAAAUUGGUAAAAUUUUUAAUGUGAAUGGGCAAAGAUUAAAACCUUAUUUAGAAAAUGAACCCUCCUUCUUUACCCAUUUCCACUCAAUUAUAUGAUCCAUCCAUUGAACCUCAAUCUUCUUAGAACUUCCCCUCCAUCAUGUACUCUAAGAUGGCAUAGCUUUCUUUUCCACUACAUUCCUUUUUUAUUAUUUUUCUCUAUCCUUUGAUAUUUUUCUGGAGUUUUUAUUAAGCAAACAGAUCUAGCGUUCUAGAAGAAGUGCAUAUCAUGACAUAGAUUAAUACAAAAGAAAAUCAGAAGGAUGAAGAGUGAAAAUCAGUUUGCACAUUUAAUGCUUUCUCCUUUUUCUCUUAAAUAGAUGCAUUGAGGACAAUGCGAAUGGUUGUUUGGGGGGGAAGAAUAAAUGCAUGAGGGUGAAUACAUGAGAUUACAUCAGGUGCUAUAAUGCUUAUAACUAAAUGAUGAAGUUCAUCAUCUUUCAUGGUGCAUAUAACCCACUCUUAAAUUGAGAAAAUCUAGUUUGAUCUUUUGCUGGAUUUAUGUUAUGAAUUCUUAUUAUUAACUAUGAGUAGUAAAUUGAAUCUUUCUCUUUCUUGAUUAGUAGUCAGUCAAAAAGUUUUCAAAUUAAUUGAUGCUUUUACAAAUCAUUAAUCAUGAUUAAACUUGAGACAAAAGGAUAGAACAUGGUAAAGAUUACUUUAGAGAAAAUAAAAUAAAAAUCGUAGUAGCACCUUAGCUGAUUUCGUGGGGCUUCCACAUGCAAAAUUAGGAUCAACAAGGCUUGUUAAAUACUUAUUGUAACGAUUCUUCUAGCUUUUACAGAUCUUAAUUUGACUAAUUAAAUCAUCUAUAAUCACUUAUCUAAAAAUCACUAGGUAGAACUCUAUUUCUGCCUGGUUUGCAUUCAUUAGGUGCUGACAUCAUUUUGACAUCUACACAUUUAUUUCCCUUUUUCAGAAAUUUGAAAUAUAUUUUCUUUUCUUUUUUAAUUUAAAAUUCAUAAAAAAUCGUAUUCUUUGAGAACAUUUCUGAAAUAUUACCUGACAUUAUAUUACAUCCAUGUGAUUCACCUAGAAAAUUUCUACUAUUUUUAGACCUUUCAUUAAACUAUAAUUGAUAUAAUUAUUCAAAAAUACUUUUAAAUAUCUAAAAAUUAGUGUUUUCUAGUUUUAUAAAUUUUAAAUUUCUAUGGUUUACUAAAUAAGGGAUAUUAAAAUUAUUAAAACUUUUCGAAGGCUGUGACCCCAGGUUUAGUCCCACAUUGAUUAUAUGUCGAGUUCUGAGGUUGAUAUAUAGUAAUACUACACUUGAUAAUAAAUGUGUCCCUUUCUCACAUGUGUACGGCUACUCUUUAUCACAUGCCCGACUAGCCAUUGAUGAUGUGGAAGGCGAGUGAUGCACAUGUGCCCCUUAUUAGUCCAUCUUUAGUCGCUCAUGCCCUUACUCACGAUUCCGCCUGUCAAUGCUUCCAACCUAUUUAUGGGCUCGACUAGGUGGCAUGUUUUCUCUUUCUUCUAUCUUUUUAUUUUAUUUCUCUUUAUUUAACUCAAAAAUAAGAUUAUAAAAAUUAUAUAAAUUCACAUAAAAUCCCAUAAUUAGCAAAAUUAACUAACUAAAAACUAUUUUUCAUAAUUUGACGUAAAUAUAAGUCUAUUUAUCAUGAGUUUAGAUUAAAACUAUAUUAUUAAUUAAUUAUUAACUCAUGAUAAUGAAGACUUAUCAACCAUCUUCACUAAAGCAUGUAUUUUUUGAUUAACAUCAAACUUAUCCAAUGAUUAUAUCAUCGUAUUUGUCUAAGGAUCAAGAGAAUAGAUUACUUGAUGUACUUAGGACAUAGAGAGAGGUGAUUGGUUGGUCUCUAGCAGAUAUUUGAGAACUUGAUCUAUUUGUGUGUAUGCACAUAUUUUAUCGUGAGGAGAACUAUCAUUUCUUUUUAUGCAUUUCCUUACUAGCUUUUGUUUCGGACAUAUUUUAUUGGUCGAGUGCUUUAGUUAGAACUAUUCAAGGACAAUAGUGUAGUAGAUGGGGCAUAAAAAUCAGAAUUUUCUUCUCUUUUCCCUUCUCUCACAUGCAUUAAGGACAAUGCAAGACUCAAGUAGAGGGGAGGUGAUGUGACUUAGUCGUUGUAUAUUAAAUCAUGCAAAUAUAAAAUUUAUAAAACUAGAAAAUACAAAUUUUCGAAUAUUUAGAAGUAUUUCUGAAUAAAUAUAUCAAUUAUAAUUCAAUAAAACUUCCUAAAUAACGAUAAUUUUCCAUGUCGAUCACAAGGAUGUAAUAUAAUAUCUCGUAAUUAUUUAGAAUUUUUCUCAAUGAAUAUGAUUUUCUAUGAAUUUUAUACUAGGAAAUGAAAAGAAAAUAUAUUUAAAAUUCACAAAAAAAAGGGAAAUAAGGGUGUCGAUGUCGGGAUGAUGUCAGCACCCGACGAACAUGAAUUAGGCAAAAAUAGAGUUCCACCUGAUGAUUCUUACGUAAGCGAUUAUAGACGAUUUAAUUAAUCAAAUUAAGAUCUGUAAAAGCUCAAAGAAUCAUAAUUGAACAAAGUAUAUUUUGAUAACUUAAAAACACAAAAAUUAUCACUAAAUGAAGCAUAAAGUAAAUUGAAAGCAAGAAAACAGAGUUCUGGCGUCGCGACAGCGAUGUGUCGGUGAUGCACCGGAAUCCUGAGUGUUUGGGAGGAUCGUCAUACAGUGUCUAUAGCCUCGAAGGCUCUCCUUGGACAAAGACAACGUGGGCAAUCUCUAGAUUUUCUCGUGAAGUCUAGAGAUUAAUGAAAUGGGUCAUUGAGUCGUCUCUAGUGGCUGUCACUCGGCGGAGUGGAAAAAUGGUAACUUUACAGCUCUCCGGCGGGUGUCACUCGACGGAGAGGAGCUGAAUGGAGGUGGGGCAUGUGUCACAGAGCUUCAUCCUUAGGUCCGUGCAGCAAGAGGAGGCUCUUCAUCGCAUCUGGUACACUCUCAGGAGGUGGCGACUUGUCUCUCGACGGAUUGUCCUCUUCUUGACGACGGCUUGUUUGUUGAUUAAUCGGGGAUGAUUUACUUGAUGGAUUCGCAAUCCUUUUAUCGCGAAUCCUUCAGCAAUUUUAGUAGCAAUGCUCUGCGAGUCGCAUUGAUGAGAUUUUUGCCGAUGAUCUAGUGAUUCUCGUUACUUAAUCCUUCACCAGCGAUCUGCAGAAAAGUCACAAUAAUUAGAUAAAAAUAUAUGACUUUUGACUCUAGAAGAACUCGAACCUAUGUCAGUCGCCCGCCUCUUCUGAGGAAGGUGUGACGCGGGUUUAGUCCCACAUCAGCUGUGUGCUAAUUUUUUAAGCGAAUAUAUAGUAAUGUUAGCUUUCUAAGCAAAGUCCCUUCUCUCGCGUGUACAACCACUCCUUGCCCCACAGCCGGCUGGCCACUAGUGAUGUGAAAGGGGAGUGGCACACACAUGCCCCCAUUGGUUCAAGUCGUUCGAUCCCUUGCUCGCGGCUACUCCCUGACUGUGCUUCUAACCUGCUUGUGGGCCCAACUGGCCAGCGGGUCCCACCAUUUUGUAAUAUUUUUAUUUUUAUUUCUUGUUCUUCAUUUAUCUCAAAAGUAAGACUGUAAAAAUUAUAUAAAAUCACAUAAUUACCCAAAAAUUCACGUUAAUCAAUUGAAAACCUCUUUUCACACUUUAACACAAAUAUAAGUCUAUUUAUCAUGAGUUAAGGCUAAAUCUAUAUUAUUUACUAAUUAUUAACUCAUAAUAAUGAAGACUUAUCACACCCCCAACUUAAAUCAUUGCUAGUCCCUUAGCAAUGGAAUUACGAAAAUAAAAUUUUACAAAUCUCAAAUAUCAUAUUUCAAUAUAGGAAAAAAAAAGUAUAUAAUUAGAAAUGAUGCACCUUUAAAUACUUUGGAUUCUUAUAUCAAGUAUUUAAGAAUGAUGUCAAGCACUUAAAUGUUUAAACACUCUUUGGAAUAACAAUCUAGACUUCACUUCUUCUAUUCACAUCUUUAUCACUUCUUCACUCAUAGAUAUAUUUACAAGAUGUUUCAAUUAUCAAUACUCAUUCAAGAAUAAUAUUGAUCCUACAUAUUCCUCAAAAAAGGCUUGAUCUCUCGAAUUUUCACUUAAAUUCUCAUAAAGACUGUAAAUCUCAUUAGGGGUUUUCUUCAUAAAAGCUCUUACACAUAUAGAAUCAACCAUAUUUCUAUAUUAUUCUAAUAAUCCAUCAUAAAAAAUUCUAUUGAGCUGCCACUUGGGUAUAGCAUGAUGAGGACACUUUCUAAGUAAAUCUUUGAAUGUUUCCCAUGUUUCAUGUAAAGUUUCUCCUGAUCUUUGAGGAAAACUCCAUAUAUGUUUUCUCAUAUUUUGAGUUUUUCUUAAGGAAUAAAUUUUUUGAAGAAAAGCCUAUUCAUCUUAAUAAUUUAUGGUGUAACUUGAGGGAGAUUAACUAAAUCACAGACCAUAUGAAAUUUUUCUAAGUGCUGAUGAGGUUUCUCUAAAGGCAAUCCAUGAAAAUUAGGGAGUAUUUGAAAAAUUCCUAGAUUUAUUUCGAAUUUAAAAGUGGGUGCUAAUGGGACUCUAAUAUUUGAUGCUCUUUGAAAUGAAUCAAGGAUAUAAUGAUUUUUCAUGACCAUAGGAUUGUUCUCAAUUUGACAUGUACUUCCUUUAGGAUCUAUCAAAAUUAAUUUUUCUUUUCGAUUUUUAUUUUUGAAUGAAAUAAUAGAAGGAUUUUCUAGUCUUGGAUGCAAGGAUCUUCUACCAUGCAUAAAAAAAUCAAUAAAUUCAAGGGAAAAGUUUAGUAAUUGUUACCCUCCUUUAGUAUGCUCUGGUCCUUGCUUUGUUUCUCUUCGUUCCCUUUUUUUUAAAAAAAAUUAGCAAAAAGAAAAUAAAAUAAGAGUUAAAUUUUUUUGUGUACUCUAAGAGAAAAAUAGAAAAAUACUAAAUAUUAUGCAAUACAUCCCUAGCAAUGGUGUCAAAAUUUGACGUGACUUAGUCAUCGUAUUGUAAAUCACGUAAAUUUAAAAUUUAUAAAACUAGAAAAUACGAAUUUUCAGAUAUUUAGAAGUAUUUUUGAAUAAAUAUAUCAAGUAUAAUUUAAUAAAACUUCCUAAAAUAGUGUAAUUUUCUAGGUCGAUCAAAGGGAUGUAAUAUAAUAUCUGGUAAUUAUUCAAAAUUGACCUCAAAGAAUACUAUUUUCUAUAAAUUUUAUACUAGUAAAUGAAAAGAAAAUAUAUUUAAAAUUCACAAAAAAAAGAAAUAGGGGUGUAGACGUCAAGAUGAUAUCAGCGCUUGAGGAAUGCAAAUCGAGCGAAAAUAAAGUUCUGCUCGGUGAUUCUUUACAUAAGCGAUUACAGACAAUUUAAUUGAUCAAGUUAAGAUCUAGAAAAGCUGGAAGAAUCGUAAUGAAAUGAAGUAUAUCUUUGUAAAUUUAAAAUCAAUAAAUUAUCACUAACUGAAAGGAAAAUUAAGUUGAAAGUAGGAAAACAGAGUUUCGACAUCACAACGGUGAUGCGUCAGUGAUGCACUAGAAUCUUGAGCAUUCUAGAAGAUCUUUGUGUAGUGUCCAUGGCCUUGAAGGUUCUCCUUGGACAAAGACGAUGUGGGCAAUCUCUAGAUCUCCUUGCAAAGUCUAGAGAUCAAUAAAAUGGCUUGUCGAAUCGUCUCUGGUGGCUGCCACCUGACGGAGCAAAAAAACAGCAACUUUGCGACUCUCUAGUGGUUGUCACUCGACAGAGAGGAGCUGGAUGGAGGUGGGGCGCAUGUCAAGAAGCUUCAUCCUUAGAUCCGCACAACAAGAGGAGACUCUUCAUCGCAUUUGGUAUGCUCUUAGGAGGUGGUGA
Messenger RNA from Spirodela intermedia, 15874 nucleotides. The record is from the annotation of a GenBank genome assembly. NCBI's taxonomy places the organism in Eukaryota, Viridiplantae, Streptophyta, Magnoliopsida, Alismatales, Araceae.